CGCCCGUCGCCGGCGCCGCGGGCCACUCCCGGCGAGCGCGGCGGGCCCCGCGCCGCGGGCGCCCCCGACGCGGGGCGCGGACCUCCACCUGGCGCCGCAGAGGGAGGCGAGGCGCCGUCGCGGGGACCUGUGGAGGAGGUCACGGACGUGUUCGGGGCGCUGUGGAGGUUGAUGGUCGUGGAGCGGGUCUGGGAGAACCCUUUGUCGGCGGUCGACCGCGCAGACAUCAUCACCCUGGGAGCCAGGCUAUCCCAGAUCGGGGCCGUGAUGUGCGUGGUCAUGGCUAGCAUUCUGAAGUUCGGGAUGCUGUCACGCAUUUGGCGCGGUAUGACCGCUGUCGAGGACACGGUCAUGAUCGAGUAUUCGGGGCGGCUGUUGAUGCUGGUGAGCGGCAUCAUGCUGCCGAUGGCGCAGCUCAGUCUCUUCGCCAUGCUGCUCAUAUCGCUGGGCACCCUCGCCCUUGAGGAGCUGCAGGCCGACGUUCUCCGCAGCUUCAACGUGGACGUUCAGGCGCAGAGGGGGCGGCGCUUCUUCACGUCGGGCCUCAUGGCGCUCGCCGUGCUGCUGUCGGUCACGCCUCCCCAGCCAGAGGUGGACCUCUUCGGGCCCCUCUGAGCGGCACCCGCGGAUGGCCUGACCUUCUUGUUCCUCGUCUUGCAGGCCCUCCCCCUCAUCCUCCUCCUCCUCCUCCUCCUCCUCCCUUGCUUGCCCAUGAACUCCCUCCGCCCGGAGAAGCGGUUUACCAUCGCCACCCGUGGAGCGCCUCGUGCUCGAAAA
Molecule: messenger RNA, 777 nt
Organism: Prorocentrum cordatum
Lineage: Eukaryota; Dinophyceae; Prorocentrales; Prorocentraceae
Source: the annotation of a GenBank genome assembly